AUGGCUGCUGCGGUCGCACCUGCGGCGGCAGCAACUUCCGCUAAUACUGCCGCCGCCGCUGCCGCUACCUCGGCCGAUACUCAACCGGAAACGCCGACACAGACUUCAGUCCCAACAUCUUCAACAUCGGAAUCACCCACAACCCAAGUGCCAACGACUACCGAAUCUUCGACAUCAUCUUAUACCUCUUCAACAUCAUCAUCUUCGACGACCACAAUAGCCCCGGCGGAACCUACGACGACGAGCACCUCAUCGCACACAACAUCAACAUCGACAACGUCAACCUCAUCCUCAUCGUCAACGACAACAGAUCCUGUUCCUACCAGCACUUCUGCGUCAGAAACUAGCCACACCGUCGAUGUCGUCACAACUGUCGUAACACAAACACCUACCAAUGGCUCUACGGGAGUAGAAACCCUCACUAUAACCUCGACGGACACAUCGAUUCCAACAGCCACUGCGGGGACGGCGGCGGACGGGGCUUCUAUCACUGGAAGCGGCUCAUCGGCUACAGGGACUUCGAAGAGUACCAGCAGCGGUAGCUCUUCCGGACUUUCAGCAGCUGGCACGAUAGCAGUCGCAGUAGUUGUGCCUGUCGCAUCUGUGGCUCUCAUCGUCUUGGCUGCCCUCUAUUUUUGGAGGAAAUGGAAAGCGAAGAAGGCGGCAGAGGAGGAAAGAAGAAAAGAGGUAGAGGAAUAUGGCUUUAACCCGAAUAACGAUCCAUCCCUUCCACCUAUCAUGGGCGGAAGUGCUUUUGAGCCCAAGGAUGAUACUUCCGGGUAUCGCGGGUGGGGUACCACGUCAGCAGGCCGGAAAGCAUCGACCAAUCUUUCGAGUAGCGCUGGGGUCGGGCUAGCUAUGUCUGAGGCCGGAAGCGCGCCUGGGUAUCACCAUGCCACUACUCCGAGUGACGGGACUAUUCAGUACUCCGAGGGCCAGGGUACGUUAGGCGAGACUGAACCGAUCGGGGUCCUUGGUGCUGCUCCAGCAGCCGCGACAAACACUCGGAACGUCGAUAUUCAUCGUGGUCCAUCAAAUGCUUCAUCUGCAUACUCUGCAGCCAACCGAUCGGAGGCCUCGGACGAAAGCCAUAUGUCUGCCACACACCCUGCCGGUGGCUUUUAUGACGAUAAUCCAUAUUAUAGCGAUAUUCAACCGCAGUAUGGGGCUUAUGGUGACGGUCCGUACGGCGGUGCCCCCCCGGUCAUUCGAGAUGUUCAAGCACGGCGUAACACCCGGAUUGAAAAUCCCGCUGUGUUUCCCCGACAGGGAAAUGCCGGUAUUGCCCAGAAUUUCUAG
This is a messenger RNA of Aspergillus brunneoviolaceus CBS 621.78, 1299 nucleotides long. RefSeq lists its product as uncharacterized. Lineage: Eukaryota; Fungi; Ascomycota; Eurotiomycetes; Eurotiales; Aspergillaceae. The transcript is spliced from 2 exons. Bases 1 to 1299 code for a protein of 432 amino acids. The record is from RefSeq and is a predicted model, not a curated record.